CUUUGCACUUCGCCGGUCCCGUCACACCGCACGACGGGCCCUUACACCGACCGGUCACCCGUGUCGAUUCUGUUAUCCUUGUAAUUCCACUGUUCUUCCGAGGGUUGCCCGAACACCAGUAUCAGUCAACCCCCAUGCGUUCUUCCCCUAACUCCGCCUCCGCUUUCCAUUCGGACUUCGUACCUCGCCGGUCCCGUCACCCCGUACGACGGGCCCUUACAAAGAGGUUCACACUCGCCAUCCCGACCCCGAUCCCCUUCACAACGAGGCGAUGCGCGAGUUUGAGUGGACGGGGCUUUACAGGGACGUGCUGCGUCACCCAGCCGUGAGGAAGGUGGCACCCAGGUUCGCCGUACAGAUGCCAGUUGAGUAUCACGCCGGCCGAGUGGACGCCUUGCGCUUGGAUGUCUCGCUUGGACGCUACCCAAGCAAGCAGACUGCUUGCCCCCAAGACAUCUUCGCGUCGAUCAAGUUCAAGAGGGCCUCCGUCUUUUCCGACGAGAUGAUGGACGCGCCGGACUGCUUCCACGCAGGAGGAGGGGCGGUGGCCCACACCUGGAGUGAGGGCAAAAAAGACAAGUAUUGCGUGCAGGUCAGCAAAAUGCCCGACAUGGAUGUGCGCUUGCUCCAGCCACUGUAUCUAGGGCCAGUGCACGUCGUCGACUCUGGCAGUAUCUCAUUUGCACUCGACACCCCAUUCCAGCUACGUUCGAAUGGGAACCGCCACAUUUCAGUUGGUUGGAGCGAGUAUUUCUAUUUGGUUGAAGGGACGUUGUCGACUGGUGUCAACACCCCACGCCCCGUUCCACUCGUGACGCAGCUCGUCGUGAUUGCACACGCUCAACGCCAACGCAAAGAUGUCGCCAUCCCCAACACCUGUCAUGGCCCGGUCUACCGACCCAUGACCUUUCGCGGAGAUCCCCGUAUGUCCGUCACCGUACACACACAGAGAUCACCCACAUUUCUGCCACCUCCACUCUCGCACUCGCCUGAUACUCAUCCGACCACCCCGCUCUUGGGGUGGGCCGACCUACAUCGACCCUCGUCGGACAUACGGCUCACCUCGCUAGGUCGACCAACCUGGUCUGCCGCCUUGGUCGACCUCUCAACCUUGCGGCAUCUGUCGGUCAACCUGCUCGCCCGACAGUCGGCCGACCGAUCGGGCCCCGGUACAUAGUUACCUAUAUAAGUCUUGUAGCCCAACUGGUCACCCGUGUCAAUUCUGUUAUCCUUGUGAUUCCACUGUUCUCCUGAGGGUUGCCCGUACACUAAGUUUGGCCAGCCCCCGUUCUGCCUCCCACUAUACACCCUGCUUCCUGUUCAGACUUGGUAUCCCGCUUGGUCCCGUCAACCUGCACGACAGGCCCUUACAUUGUACAUCUUUGUACAUAUCCUCUGUCAUUCUUCACGGAUCAUAGCCGCACUCUCGCAUGCGGCUCGUCAAGACUCGUCCGUGCUCGCUCGAGCGGUUCGACCUCAUGUACCCUCCUUUGU
This is a messenger RNA of Cutaneotrichosporon oleaginosum, 1494 nucleotides long. RefSeq lists its product as uncharacterized. NCBI's taxonomy places the organism in Eukaryota, Fungi, Basidiomycota, Tremellomycetes, Trichosporonales, Trichosporonaceae. The record is from RefSeq and is a predicted model, not a curated record.